GGUAUCGGUAGCGUGGACGUGGCCAAAGUGCACGAGAAUGGAGCACCUGGAUGAUUACCAGACUGCAGAGGCCACCAAUGGCAAAGGAACCGCGAACAACGACGAUGAAGACGGUUUCGAUCUCGACGAUCUUCUGCCUAUCGUCGGCGAAUUCGGUCGUUACCAGAAACAGCUUCUCUGGCUCGUGUGUCUUCCUGCGUGCCUCCCGUGCGGAUUUUGCGCCUUCAAUCAGCUCUUCAUGGCCGACACGCCACCCCACUGGUGCAAAGUGCCAGGAUUGGAAAACCUGGACGUCUCGCGUAGAAGGAAACUCGCGAUCCCCAUCAGUCAGGAAGACAACGAAACGUACAGUCAAUGCACACGAUACGAUAUCGAUUGGACGACGGAAAAUGUUUCUGUCGUGACACGGCUCCUGUCUAUACCGAACACAUCCUGGCCCGUUGUUCCGUGCGAUCAUGGUUGGGAGUACGAGACCUCGGAGACGCCAUCUUCCAUCGUUAUCGACUUCAACUUGGUGUGCGACCAUGCGAUUUACCCUACGAUUGGCUUGGUUGCUCUGAACACGGGUGGUCCAAUAGGGGUGUAUCUCUUUGGUACCCUAAACGACAGAAUCGGCAGAAGGCUAUCGUUCUUCACGUGUCUGGCGACACUGAUCACAGGAGGAUUUCUCACGUCGAUAUCGAACAGCUUCUGGACCUGGGCUGCCACGCGGAUGGUCGUCGGUCUGACCAUACCAGCCAUCUAUCAGAUACCUUUCAUCAUAUCUUUGGAAUUGGUUGGACCAAAUUACCGGUCGUUCGUGACGGUAAUGACUUGCAGCUUUUACACGAUGGGUCUGUGUAUGCUGGCUGGCGUAACCUACUUAAUAAGAGAUUGGAGAACGCUGGCUGUCACCACCAGUGCGCCCUUCCUUUUGUACUUCUUUUAUUGGUGGUUCCUGCCAGAGUCGCCGCGAUGGUUGCUGGCCAAAGGUCGCCUCGGGGAGGCGAACGAUAUCCUCGAGAGGCUCGCGAAAGUUAAUGGGAAAGAGUUACCGAUCUCUUUCACCCAGAAACUCCGGCAAAGAAUGAUGAUGUCACGGUCAAAAAGUGAAGAGGAAAGGUUGCGCAACGGGCCUGGCGUUCUCUCGCUCUUUAAGACGCCAAACAUGCGUCUGAAGACUUGUUUGAUCACAUUAAAUUGGUUUGCCAACAACAUGGUGUACGUGGGUUUGUCGUACUACGGUCCAGCCUUGGGGAACGAGGAGCACCUGAGCUUCUUCUUCUCGUCCCUUGCGGAAAUUCCCAGCUACAUGGCUUGUUGGGUGGUGAUGGACCGAUGGGGUCGCCGAUGGCCACUGUGUUUGUGCAUGGUUAUGGCUGGGGUCUCCUGUAUCGCCACGGUUCUCCUAUCAUCUGAGGCUGUGGUGGCUACGUUGAUUCUGUUCCUUUUAUCGAAAUCCGCGAUAUCGGCCUCCUUUUUAAUCAUAUACCCGUUCGCCGGUGAACUUUACCCUACGCAACUGCGCGGCGUAGCGAUCGGUUUCUCCGCUUACAUCAGCGGUCUCGGACUAAUCAUCAUUCCUUUUGUCACUUAUCUGGGUAAGGAGAACUUGGUGCUGCCCCUGGUGAUACUGGGCACCGUGUCGGUGAUCGGCGGACUCUCCGGGUUGCGUUUACCGGAGACUCUGCAUCAUCGGUUGCCGCAAACGGUGGAGGAAGGAGAGCUCUUCGGGAAGGACUGGACCUGUGCUGACUGCUUCCGUUGCGUUCCAAUAAAACCUUCGUCCGCCGCAGCAUCCUAUGAGGAUCUAUCGGCUAGAGAGACUGUGGAGAUGCACGAGGUGCCCGAACCGCCAGCAAUGAUGCCCCAGAGAAUAUUGGAGGAGCAACAGAGGCCCAGCAACGCGAGCGUGCGUCGAUUGGUUCGUCAAUCUAGCGUGAUGGACACGCAGCGGGACUCGGACGGGUCCAUCAAGAUGACUUACUGGUUCUAGACGCUGAGUCGAGCCCAGUGGUUCAAAUAAAACCGAAAUAAAUCCCGUGCCUCUGCCUUUUCGCGCGAGACAGAAGGAAAUAGUAGUCGUUUUAAACGGUCAGUUUAACUCGGUCAGCUCGAUGAUUCUUAGAAUCCUAAGAUGGCCUGGAAGGUCGUUAUACCAUACCAAAGGUCGUUUAAUCGCGUUACGAUCAAUAGCACCGCUACUCCAGGUUAGGCUCGAAAGGGUAUUCCACCAUAAACAAUUGAAAGCAUCGAUUUAAUUUAUGAUUCCGUUAUGU
This is a messenger RNA of Colletes gigas, 2258 nucleotides long. It is a transcript of the gene CarT, whose product is annotated as carcinine transporter. The coding region runs from base 38 to 1975 and encodes 645 amino acids. Lineage: Eukaryota; Metazoa; Arthropoda; Insecta; Hymenoptera; Colletidae. Gene Ontology annotation, biological process: transmembrane transport. The record is from RefSeq and is a predicted model, not a curated record. Gene Ontology annotation, molecular function: transmembrane transporter activity. Gene Ontology annotation, cellular component: membrane. The transcript is spliced from 11 exons.